CUGCACCAAAGAUUGAUGAAAUCCCCUUCCACGAGGCGGCCAUGGCUGCUAGACAGCCGCUGCCCCUUCAGCUAGGUGAAUUUCACCGGAUGCUGCUGCUCGAUCCCGAAGGCCGAAAACUCCUGGUCUCACAUAUAACCAAGGCGCAAACCAGCGGUGUUGUGUUGUUCUAUGAUAAAAUCAGAGAAGAUGUUGUUGCGCUGUGGCGUGAUUACAAAACAGCACCCUGGUAUCAACCCCCCGUGCAAGCUCCUGCUCCUGAACUUAGUGUAGAGGCCUUGAGGCGGGUAUCAAGCGUGAGAUCACAGUAUGAGCAUUGGAGGAGCUGGCUGCGUUCAAAGAUUGAACAGGUGCUCAAGGAUUACACGGACCAUCAUUUUUUGGGACCAAAGUAUGAACUUGAUUUUAUAAUUGGUAUGGAUCAAAGACGGGAAGGCUGCGCCCCCUUCACUGAUACGUGCUACCUAGUGAACUUCAUGGCAACUUCUGAUGAGAAUGUUCCGAGGACCCUAUUUUACGCCGAGUUGUGGUGCGUAACACGCAAGCCAAGGACAGCAGCAUUCUGCUGCCCUCUGCCCUAUGCAUAUGCGGGACGUUGCUACUAUGACAUGAUUUGCGCAAGGAAGAUUGUGUAUCCAGAUGACGCCAAGUACAUCCGUGAUGACGACAUCACCCAUAAGGGAACCCGCAGCGUGGAUGGCAUGCUAGAGAUGGACCUCGUGCACUUCAGUUCCGAGUUGGAUGUGGAGCUCGCGCGGAAUUUGAACAUGUCGGAUUCACAGGAUGAGCCGAAUGAGCCCAGUUCAGAUUCAUGGGCGCCGGAUGAGAGCAGUCCAGAUUCAGAUUCAGAGGAUGAGUCUGUGUCUCGGGAUGAGCGAGUCUUCUCUCCUCCGUGGCUACGGCUAGAUAGGAGUGUGUGA
Molecule: messenger RNA, 920 nt
Organism: Triticum aestivum (bread wheat)
Lineage: Eukaryota; Viridiplantae; Streptophyta; Magnoliopsida; Poales; Poaceae
Exons: 3
Coding region: 42-920 (292 amino acids)
Source: RefSeq, a predicted model, not a curated record